AUGUUUCUUCUAGCUCUUCUCCCGAUCCUCUCAUAUCUGUCUACAGCUUUGAGUGCGCCAGCGAGAAGAAGCUGUUCAGUCAGCUCAUCAUCCGGAAUACAAGUCGAGAAGCAUGUAGCCGCUUUUGCGAAAGCUACGAAAACUGGAGAAACGGUUGUUAGACCUACAGGCACGGGGGCGGUAAUACCUUCCUCUGUUCUAAUCGCUCCAUCAGCAACCAAGCUUGGCGUAGUCGCUGCGUUCGACAAAGGUAAUUGGGGAUCCUGGGGUGGGCCGAAAUCAAGUACAGCGCCAGUACCUUCGACAAACACAGCCCUGUCUGCAACACAAUCUGCUGGCACCGUAGCGGUGAAUACAGAAGUACCAACCGUGGCAAGUCCUCCUCUGUCCAGUUCAGCAAUCAGUGCUUUUCCCAUUACAGGAUCAGCGGUAGCUUCUGCACCUUCUGUUGCUGCAUCACCGCCAGCUACUUCGACAGCCAAUACCGCUACGGGUGGUGGUAUUAGUAGCGGAGGAGGCGGGGCCGCAGGGUUUGGACUGGAUGAUACUGCUUGGUCAAAAAUAACCAACACUCCUGGGUUGGGUUGGUAUUGGAACUGGGGUGUUACGCCUUUUCAGAUGCAAGCAGAAUUCGUUCCAUGUGUCUUUGGAAAAGUAGUGGCGGAGGCCUUCACUGGGGCUGUACCUGCAGGUACGACACACAUCAUGUCGUUCAAUGAACCGGACCAAAGUUCCGAUGUCGGUGGCUGUGCUAUUCCGGAUGUUGCGGAAGGCGCUAGACUACAUCAGCAGUGGACUAGUAAAUUGACUUCGGAUGUCAAAAUUGGUGCACCAGCCGUUGCUAGAGGUGGUGAUCAAACCUGGUUCAAACCAUGGGUCACAGCAUGUGCGGGAAAUUGCAAGUACGAUUUCAUUCCUAUACAUUUUUAUGGUACUGUCGUGGAAGAUCUGAUCUCCUAUAUCAAAGCAUUUCCCUCUGGUGGUAAACCUAUUUGGGUGACGGAGUUUAGUUGUCACGAUUACAGUACAGGUGAAUCUUGUGACGUAGACAAACAGAAAACUUUCGUGGCUAGUGCGAUUCAGUGGUUCAAAGGUGAAGGCUCGGCGUACGUCGAAAGAUGGGCAUGGUUCGGUGCUAUACCGAAAUACAGCGGUGAACACUGGGGAAUGGAAGGUCCUGACGGGACACUCAACGAAUUAGGUCAGUAUUAUUUGACAUUGUGA
Messenger RNA from Kwoniella shivajii, 1224 nucleotides. RefSeq lists its product as uncharacterized. Gene Ontology annotation, cellular component: fungal-type cell wall. The record is from RefSeq and is a predicted model, not a curated record. Gene Ontology annotation, biological process: fungal-type cell wall polysaccharide metabolic process. NCBI's taxonomy places the organism in Eukaryota, Fungi, Basidiomycota, Tremellomycetes, Tremellales, Cryptococcaceae. The transcript is spliced from 4 exons. Bases 1 to 1224 code for a protein of 407 amino acids.